Molecule: messenger RNA, 3175 nt
Organism: Gadus morhua (Atlantic cod)
Lineage: Eukaryota; Metazoa; Chordata; Actinopteri; Gadiformes; Gadidae
Product: BTB/POZ domain-containing protein 6-B-like
Exons: 4
Coding region: 691-2349 (552 amino acids)
Biological process (GO): neurogenesis
Cellular component (GO): cytosol
Molecular function (GO): protein binding
Source: RefSeq, a predicted model, not a curated record
GGGGCAAGGAAGGGAACGGAGAAGAAAAGCCACGAUUUGCAUCUCCUGAAUUUCACUGGAGCGCACUGACGCAUUCUGCAGGAGGGGGGCGGGGCGUCGUGCUGCUGACGCCACCGCCCAGACCGGAUCCCAUUGGUCUAACGCCAGCUGGGCUUCAGUGGGGGGGAUAGGAGCCAAAAUAAAAAUUAGAACAGACCUCAGUAAAAGAAAAAAAAACGCCACUCCAGCACCAGCAGCGAUUAAAUCGGAUUCCCAUCGCGGAGCGGACACAUCCCGUAUGAACGGACGUCGCUACUGCUUCUGCCGACGUUUACGCGUGUCGGAGGAAAACAAGGGUCGUUCAUAACGGAGGAUCGUAUCAGCGCGGUGCCCGUCCGGAUCACCGUUUCGCCGUAAAAAGGGAAACCACGGAAAGCUUCGCGGAUCCCCUCCGUGGAGGAGAUUAAAAAAGCGGUCCAAGGAAAAAGUGGUUUCCAUUGAAGUUGGCGAAGGGACUCGGUCGCUCGGAUAUAUCCCCAUGACGCGCCGAGGCUUCCUCUUCCAAUUGAUCCGCGGUUAGUCAACUUUUUACGCGUUGUCUAGGCUGAUCGGUUCCCCCCACACUCAGACGUCAACACGGCUGAACCCGUCCCGGAGAGGAGAGCCACCGAUCAGCUGCGUUCCCCGGGACGGUAGGACGGAGGCGGGCCGAUGCCCACAGCGGACUGCAGGCUCCUGCACCAUGGCCGGAUCAUGAGGUGUCUGUCCUUCCUGCUCCUGCUUCCAGAAACGCUCAAGAAGAGGUCCAAGAAGAGCGGAACUAGCCUCCCGCUGUGCUACGAGCUGUUCUCCCUGUCGCUGGCGAAGAGGAAGAGGAUGGCCGCCGAACUCCACAGCACCGCCAACAGCAACCUGGCGAACCAGCGCUCCAACAACACCUCCUCCACCACCACUACGGUGACGGCCGGGGACAAGCCCGAGAAAGACUCGCCGGUCAACCGGUCCUCGGCCACCCUGUCCUCCACCAACUCCUCCAUCUCCCCCUCCUCCUCCUCCCACCACAACAUCAACAACAACAACCUGGACGCGCCGAGUUGGGCGUGCAGUCACCCGACUCUGCGGGAGAGGAACGCGCUGAUGUUCAACAACGAGCUGAUGGCUGACGUUCACUUCAUCGUGGGACCGUCCGGCGAGUCGAGACGGCUCCCGGCCCACAAGUACGUGCUGGCGGUGGGCAGCUCAGUGUUCGGCGCCAUGUUCUACGGCGACCUGGCCGAGGAGUCGGGCGAGAUCCACAUCCCCGACGUGGAGCCCGCCGCCUUCCUCAUCCUGCUCAAGUACAUGUACAGCGACGAGAUCGACCUGGACGCCGACACCGUGCUCGCCACGCUCUACGCCGCCAAGAAGUACAUGGUGGCGGCGCUGGCCCGUGCCUGCGUCACCUUCCUGGAGAGCAGCCUGGAGGCGCGCAACGCCUGCGUGCUGCUCUCCCAGAGCCGGCUGUUCGAGGAGCCCGAGCUGACCACGCGCUGCUGGGAGGUCAUCGACGCCCAGGCCCUGCUCGCGCUGCGCUCCGAGGGCUUCGGCGACAUCGACCGGCCCACGCUGGAGGUGAUCCUGCGGCGCGAGACCCUCAACGCCGCCGAGGCCGUGGUCUUCCAGGCCGCGCUGGGCUGGGCCGUGGCCGAGUGCCGGCGGCGGGGGGUGAGCCCCACGCCGGGGAACAAGCGCGAGGCGCUGGGCAAGGCGCUGUACCUGCUGCGCCUGCCCACCAUGAGCCUGGAGGAGUUUGCGGACGGCGCGGCGCAGGCGGGCGUGCUGACGCUGGAGGAGACGCACGCCGUGUUCCUGUGGUACACGGCCGCCGUCAAGCCGCAGCUGGGCUUCCCGCUGGCGCCGCGGGCCGGCCUGGCGCCGCAGCACUGCCACCGCUUCCAGUCGUCGGCGUACCGCAGCAACCAGUGGCGCUACCGCGGCCGCUGCGACAGCAUCCAGUUCGCCGCCGACCGCCGCGUCUUCGUCGCGGGCCUCGGCCUCUACGGCUCCAGCGGCGGCAAGGCCGAGUACGGCGUCCGCAUCGAGCUGAAGCGGCAGGGCGCCACGCUGGCGACGCGCAGCACGGCGUUCGUGUCCGACGGCUCCAGCGGGACCUUCCCGGUGUGGUUCGAGCACCCGGUGCAGGUGGAGCAGGACUCCUUCUACACCGUCAGCGUGGUGCUGGACGGCAACGAGCUCAGCUACUUCGGCCAGGAGGGCAUGACCGAGGUGCAGUGCGGCAAGGUCACCUUCCAGUUCCAGUGCUCGUCGGACAGCACCAACGGCACCGGGGUGCAGGGGGGGCAGAUCCCCGAGCUGGUCUUCUACGCAUGAGCCACUGGGACCCCCCUUGGGGGGGGGGGGGGGUGGGAGUCUGGAGCACAUUGCCGGACUCCACUCUUAAGCCUUUAAGUUCACGUAGCAUAACGACACUCCGUAGCGGCCCGCCUAGCGGCCUAGUUACUUCUCUCAGACACUAUUUAAUAAACGGUGAAGGAGCCAUUUUAUCCUAUUUAUUUGAACGUUAUUAUUUUUUAAUUUAAUUAUUUUUGUUACAUGAAAUGGAGAAGGACGAUGGCGCGGGUCACGUGACCGGUCGUGCUGCUGAAGACUCCCCCGCUAGCGAUGUGAUUUGGUGUUAGCCGCCUUAAGGAGCGAGGUUCAGGGACGCUCGCCUCUCCGCGUCGAGCACGGAGCUUCUUGCGGCAGGAUGGGAGCUAGGCUAAGCUAACGCCGCUCCAUACAGCCUCCAGGAACCUCGGCGAGGGAUGCCUUGUUGGGGUGCUGCUAGCCUGAUGCUGUUAGCGCUAUUAGCUCUGAAGGCUAAUGUGAUCGAGCCAAGCAGUGACUGUGGAAAAUCCUCACGUCGGAUUGGUGGAGGCCCUCGCACGCGGGCGAUACCGUAGCCAAUCUGGACGGGCCGCACAAGAAGCAACAACGCUCAUGUUUAGGGUUUGAAUUAACAUUGAAAUAAAUAAGGAAGAAUUCCCUGUAAACAGAAAACUAAAGUUGUUUUGCACCAGGGAGACGGACUCCGUAACGUUGCAUCUUUUGUAAAAAACAACAUUUGUUCAAACUGUUGGCAGCUUGAUGCUGCUGAAACUGCUGUGUUCUAAAUGCUUGUGACCCUGAGAAACAUAAAGGUUAUCACGUGACUGAG